Messenger RNA from Indicator indicator, 1575 nucleotides. RefSeq names its product basic proline-rich protein-like. The record is from RefSeq and is a predicted model, not a curated record. The transcript has a single exon. Lineage: Eukaryota; Metazoa; Chordata; Aves; Piciformes; Indicatoridae. Bases 1 to 1575 code for a protein of 524 amino acids.
AUGAGGGCGCUACCCCCCGGAUCCUCUUCUCCGGACAGGCCCGUGUCCUCUGCCCCCCCGCCUCCGUUAGCCGAGGUCCCUCCGGUCCCGCGGCUCCGCUGCCUCUCCCCCUCGCCUCCGCCUCCAUCUUCCGGUACGUGGGCCCCCCCCCCGCUUGAGCCUCGCAUUCGACGUGCCGCACUGCCCCGGCCCCCCCCCUGCCCGCUUGGGCCGUGGCUCGUGCCCCCGGCCGCGCGGCGUUGGGCCUUUCCAACGUGCCGGUCCUCCUCGUGGCGAGGCGGCCCGCUUCCGGGCCGCCGCGUGGCCCUGCCCUUCGUCCGCCGGUUGCGCCCAGAGUUACGCGUCCUUGGCCCGCCGCCUUCCUCCGCCCCGCGCCUGGCCUCGCCCUCCAGCCCUGCUGCCCCCGUGCACGGUGCGCGCGGCCGGCUCCUCCGCCGGUGCUGGCCGCCCGCGCCCCACGCCCUCUCCCCUUCCGGCCGGCCGCCGCGGGCGCCGCGCAGCCCCCCCGCCCCUGGCCGCCUGGCGACCUGUCUGCCUGGGUCCUCGCUUGCCCCCCUCCGUUGGCCUCCCGCCCCCCCGGCGGUUGCGCCCGCCCGCCUGCCGCGAUCGGAUCCCGCGAGCGCAGCGCGGUCCGCCCGACGUCCCCGGGCUGCCCCCUGCCGCGCCCGGGCCCGACCUUUGCGGCCCCUGCGGUCUGGCCCGCCCCAGUGCGCCACCCCCCCCCUGCGCGCGCCGGGCCCGCCUCCGAUUCCCGCCGGGGGUGCAGCGGGCUCCCUGGGCUGCUCAGGCCCCCCCUCGCUCCGCAGCCGCUCGCCCCCCCCUGCCACCUACAUUCCCCGGCGCGACCGAUCCGGCUUUUCAAUCCUCGCGCCCGGCCCCGCCCCGCCCGCCCCGCUUCGCGGGUGCCCAUCGCCUGGCCUCCCCCCGCCCGACCGGUCGCCGCCUGGCCCGCGGCCGCCCCCUCCCGCCCACGGGCCGUCCCGGCCGUGCGCGGACGCUCCGCGAAGCCCGCCCAAGCCGUCGUUCCGGGCGCUUCCCCCCCACGCCCAGCCGGUCCCCCCGCCCCCCCCCCUCUCUCCCUCCCCCGCGCCCCCCGCGGGACGCCCGCCACGCCGGUCCCCUCCCGGCGCCCCGCCUGCGCCCCUCGUGCUAGCGCCCUCCGGGCUCUCGCUUCUCCCCCACCCCCCCCCCGCCCCCGUCCCCCCGGACGCCCUCACCCCCCCCGCCGGUUGGGACGUCCCGCCGGCACCACCUCCGGGGCCCGCGUACUCGCUUCGGGCCACUCCUCUCCUCCCCCUCACCCCAUACUCCGUCGCGCCCACCCCGCCGGCGCCGGCAGCCCCCCCACCCCGCCCGCGCCGGCCGACCCUUUGCUCCGCGCCCUUCGCCCCGCGCGGUCGGUACGGAGCGCUCGUCCCCUCGGGCCCUGCCGCGCUGUCCGCCCCCGCCCCGCCGAUCUCCGCUGUCCGCGCCUGCGGCCCGGUCUCCCCCCCUCCCUCACCGGGCCCCGCCCCGCGCCCCGCUUCCCCCCCUCCCCUGCCCUCUCUCUUCUCGUGCGCUCCUCUGCCCGGGUGA